CAGGGCUUUCCGACUGUCCUGACUCCCGUACAAAAGAUAUUCGAGCUUUUUAUGCAAUUCUUCUAACAAAAUCAAUGGUUUCUGGUGUCCAAUUACCGCAACUCCGUGUCAGGAAACAGAGUAAUUAAGAGAUAACACAGCCAUUAAAGGAUUUUUAUCAACGACUCAUUUGCGCGGCCAUCAAUGAAAGAAUUUUACUUUUAGGGUACAGUGAAUGCGACUCUUAGCGGAUAAGGCCUCCCUCGCAUAUCAUUUCAUCGGCCAUUAAUGGAAAGUGUACAUUCCCAAACGUGGAAGGUGUAGAUUUAAUCCGGACAGCUUAUACUGCAUUUGCAGGGUAAAAUCAGACAAAUCAGGAAAUAAUCUUUCGUAUAGCCCUGUAAAAGUGAUAAAACCUACCUAAAAUAGCAUCUUAUACAUUUCGUAUCUUAUCCUUUGGUUGUAUACGUAAGGCUGAAUUUGGGAGGUUUGAUAUCGUAACCAGAGCACGGCUCGCUGGUAAAGUUUUUGAGAUUUGAGAUGGGCAGGGAAAGAAUAGAACUGAAGAAAAUAGAAAAUGUAUCGGCGAGGCAUGUAACUUUCACGAAGCGUAGGAAGGGUUUGAUGAAAAAGGCUAAGCAGCUUUCCGUUCUGUGUGACGCGGAUGUGGGGCUUAUCACUUUUUCUGCUACGGGAAGGCUCUUCGAGUACUCCACUUCCAGCAUGAAGAUGAUCUUGACGAAGUAUUCUGAAAGCUUUACAGGAAUUUUAAAUAUUGAGCCUGAUAUUGAAGAUUUAGGAAGGAUAAAACAAGAAAUGGAAAACAACAACCGUACUUUGAGGCAUAUGGAUGGAGAGGACCUUCAAGAGCUGACCAAACAAGAGUUACAAGAGUUGGAACACAAGUUGGAAGUGGGGCUACAUAAAAUUCGAUCAACAAAGUGGAACCAAAUUGAGGAGUUGAAUGCUAGGCUUCACCUGGAGUUGAAACAUCGGCUCAAUUUGGAGAAUAACACUGCAGUGGAACCCUUGUUGAUUGAGCCUUUGGAAACUCGUGAUCAUUCUCAGUCAUCUGAAAGUACACAUAAUUCUUAUACUUCCACGAGCCAACAUAAAACGAGCAUUCCACACGACGAGGCCUCAGACAUUUCCUUGCAAUUGGGGUUGUCCAUUUGAUAUCUGGUUUGGUAUUAUCAACGCUUCUGACUCAAUCACAUCGCUUGUUGAUUAAAAUUUAAAAAUACUGAUGGAUUAAGGAUUUGACAUCGACUUUAAAACUGCAAUGUUAGUUCUGAUUUUAUCAUGUGAUAGACUUAGAUAUC
Molecule: messenger RNA, 1301 nt
Organism: Cryptomeria japonica (Japanese cedar)
Lineage: Eukaryota; Viridiplantae; Streptophyta; Pinopsida; Cupressales; Cupressaceae
Product: MADS-box transcription factor 23
Exons: 8
Coding region: 520-1155 (211 amino acids)
Biological process (GO): positive regulation of transcription by RNA polymerase II
Cellular component (GO): nucleus
Molecular function (GO): RNA polymerase II cis-regulatory region sequence-specific DNA binding; protein dimerization activity; DNA-binding transcription factor activity, RNA polymerase II-specific
Source: RefSeq, a predicted model, not a curated record